Canis lupus familiaris (dog) is the source of this 5034-nucleotide messenger RNA. RefSeq names its product glutamate rich 6B (gene ERICH6B). The coding region runs from base 2873 to 4792 and encodes 639 amino acids. NCBI's taxonomy places the organism in Eukaryota, Metazoa, Chordata, Mammalia, Carnivora, Canidae. The transcript is spliced from 15 exons. The record is from RefSeq and is a predicted model, not a curated record.
CCAAGGCGCAUCAGCGUGCAGCCUCCUUUGUUCUCUCCCCUUUCUCUGCCCUCCCUCCCUGGGCCUUUCUGCUCCCUGCUUCCCUCCACGCAGGGUAGUCCUACAAAUAGAGGAGGCCGGGCCCCUUCCUCUCCAGAACCUCGGGCUCUGCGUUUAAGGAGAAACUAGGGCGUGUGUACGGGGUCGCUUCUUCCUCUUUGCCCCACACAGCCCGGCCAAUGAAGCAGAGAAAGGAUUCCCCAGAUGGAAAACUUCGGCUGUGCCUACAAACAGGUUCCUGUGACCCAAAGCCAAUGGCGCGGUUUCCCUGCGUGCCCUUCCCCCACCUCUAAAAUGGGAGAGCAUCAGUGGGAGACGGUGCUUCCCAGGUGCUUCCUGGGAGACGGUGAGGAGGCCAGUGGCUGGGGUUCCGCAGGUGUUCUGUGAGGGGUGUCUGCUCAGGGCCCCCCUCCUUGAAAGCUCAAACCUGAAUAUCUUUGAAAUUCUAUGUAUGAAAAAGGCCUUAGGAAAUGACGUUUUAAUGAGUAUACUGGGGUGUCUAUAUUGCUAAAAACUGCACUGACUGGCCUAAGGGAGGUUAAGAGACCUUUUUUUGACUUCUGUGCUGUCCCCUGGCAUUUUUAAAUGUGGCUCCAGAUCGGCCUGGGCACCACACCACAGAGCUCACCAAAGCAGGCCAUCUAGUUCUUCCCCCAAGAGGGACGACAGCUGCCCACAGCAAGAAUCCUGCCAGUUACAGAGGUUAGAACCGGCAACUGAGGACAAUAAUCACAGCAACCAAAAGGCCUCGCAUCUGCAGGGCCCCGGAGAAUGCCCGGGUUCCUUCACAGAAAGGGGGCUCCUCCCCUUGCUGCAGCCAGUUUCCAGGCCUCUGCCAGCAGCACCUGUGCCGCCCCCAAGGUCCCGGGACCCACCCCAUGCUGAGGCUUUGCUGUCGGAGCUCAUCCACAGCCUGGCUCUUGGGUGCCUCUCCACAGCAGGAGGGGAGGUUAGGUGAAAAAUGCAAACCAGAAACUGGAUGUGCAGCCGGUCUCCUGUGGACCAUCUGUCCAGGCACAGCCGUCUGUGGCAGUGCCCCCCUCCUCCUGUGCCAGGAGUUGUGCGAGGCUACCCACCCCGUGGCUGAGGCGGACCUGCAAACAAGCGCCAACAGGGCAGGAAGGAAAGGGCAGGAGACUGUGGAGGGAAAAGGACACUCCUUCCAGAGGAGCUUGCCCAUUGUUACAUAGGAGGUGACUUGGAGUUGGGGUUCUAGAGAAUGAACAGACUUUGAAGUCUUUUAGGAAAUUCGAAAGCCAGCUGGGGCCCCAAAAAAGAAAUCUCACCCUGGAAGAGUUGGCGGAAAUGUGGGCCGCGUCCUCCAGAAAAGCAAGCAGGACUGUGAAUAUACUGAAGUACAGAAGCAAGAGGAGACAGAAGGGAGGUCAGGGGGUGGCAGGGCCAGGAGACCGAUGCCUGUAGUCCCCACGCUAACUAGAGACGCUCCGUGAUGGGCCAUGCCUGGCCUUCUCCCCAGCUGAUGGCUACUUACUCGUGGAACCCUGUGGAACCCUGUGCCAGCCUCAGCGUGGCCCUGCACGAGGACAGGAAAUGCGUGAGCCCCACAGGGAGUGUGCUGAAUAGCUGCACUGUUCUAAAACCAACCUGCUCUCCAGGACCUUAUGGCAAGAACUCAGACGUCUAUCUACCAAAGAUCGAGGCUUCGCUUGCACUGUAAGAGGGGUGAAGCCCUGCCCUCCCGUCUCCGCUUUUGUAGUUGGACUGAAACAUACGGUUAAGUAGAGCCUUGGCAGCCGAGAGUCCUCAACCUCACGCUUGCUGGCCUUCUCCUGGGAUCUUAAGGGUUUACCCAACCUCUUCACUUCCAGCUGGGUGGCUCAAAAUCGUUUCGUCUACGAACAUCUGCCUCUGUUCUUCCCGUCUCGUCCAAGCUAGGAAGUGCUGGUUCAGUAACAAGAGUUUGGUCAGUUUUUUGUUAUUUGAUCACUCCCAGCUCCAAAGAUCCUUGCCCUUUUUGACUGAUGCCUUUACCUUUUUAGAAGACAUGGAUGCUUAAGCAGCACACCCCAGGUCCUGAACUUCCUUCCCAGCUCCAGAUCCACUGAAGCCACACCACCACCACCAUCACCCCAGCAUAUUCCCCCCACCGCCCCCCACAGUUGUGCUAAGCUUCAGCUUUAUGUUGGUUCCCAGCUUCGAGCCAUGCUCCUGGAGCUCAGCCCUAUGUGUGCACUCUGUGCCCCGGGAGUUACACCAGACCAUGUUCACAGACACAGUCUGGAAGGCAAUAAACACUAUCACACUCUUCAGUCAGGCUAGAAUGUUCUGAACUGACAACAAGUAGAGCUCCUCAGCCCUAACCAAAUCCGUCUGCGCAACCGACUUUCUACAGUGUUGCAGGGAUUACGCGAGGCACUGUGGAGAGAUUCAGCCUAACAAAUGUGCCUACAACCCACUCAUUCCCAGAUUUUGUCUUGCUCCUGAGGUUUCUUUCCUUAGGAGGGGCUCACUGCCUCAGAGGGAUCCCUCUUUGAACAGGCCAUGGGGCCAACAUGGGAUAACAGAUCCAGCAAGGUCACCUGUUCUCUGUCCUAACACCUGAGAACUUGCAGGCUCCCAGCACCAUCCUGGGCUCUGCAACAUGAGUAGACAAGCCUUCUGCCUGGAUUCCUGAGGAUUCCAGUCUUCGUAUUCACAUUCUAUAGGACUAGCUGUUAUUAUUGAAAAAUCUCUGACUUGGACUCAGUUCAUUCCCUGACAUUUUUGAUUUAGACUUGGAAUCGAACAGACCUCGUGUGGAAUCCCAAAUAGGAUGGUAAAGCAACUGCCCACUGCUUGCUGAGGGGUCUCAUUGGCUCAAUGCUGCCCCAGCAUGUCUGCUGAAAACAAUCCAUCAUCAAGAGAAACAUCCCCUCCCUAUGAACCUUCAACAUCCCAAUAUUCCACACAGACCUUAUCUUCAGAGGAAGAAGAUAAAGAGGAAGACGAGAAUUCAGAGAGAAAAUCUCUCUCUCCUGAAGACAAUGAGUACCUGGAAGACGGUGAGUAUCUGGAAGAGGAAAUCCUUCUAGAGGAAGACGAGUACCUGGAAGAGGAAAAGUUUCUGGAAGGGAACACAUAUCUGUAUGAAUCAGAGUAUCUGAAGGAGAGAAAGCAUCUACAAGAGAAAAAGUUUCUGGAAGAAAACGAGUUUCUGCUUGAAAAGUAUCUAGAAGAUGAAUUCAAGAGUAUGUCUUCAUACCAAACUUUGCCUCAUCUUACCACAAGGAGCAUAGUGACUGGCCCCUCUAAGGGGACUACCCUCUCUGCAGUCCCUCCUUCCACCUCUGAACUUCCCUAUGAGUCUCUGUACAGUGACUCAACACCUUCUACCUCAUACGUACAGCGAGAUGGAGAACUUCUGGCCUGGCAAAACCAGAGCACACAGACGGAAUGGAUCUAUGAGACACCUACAAAAUCAAGACUGAAAGCACAAGAAAUCUCAAGAAUCUCUCUAUCUUCUUUAAAGUCAGGUUCAGAAGUGUACGUUAUCCCUGACACAUCUCACGAGGAAGAAAAUGUCUUGGAUUUUGUUACUAAAGAGAGCUUUUGGGACGAUUUAUUAAAUGAGCCCACUGACUCACUGGAAGCUGAGGGCUUAGAUGACAAGCUUUUCAGCAGUUCUUAUCAGGCAGUGUUUAGGACGAUGCUCAAAGAAAUGGCUGCUCGCAAAGAACUGGAAGAGGAUAUUGAUGUCCCCCUGACCGGGAUUCUGGAGAGUGAAACCAGAAGGAAACUAGGAAUUCUGUUGAAGAAAAAUUUUGGAAACUACAGGGAAACGAUCCUCUGGAUUAUGAAGAAACGUGAACACUUACUCAAUGCCAGAGCCACAAAUACGUCCACUUUCACAUUUCAAUUAUGGAAUCAACCCCCACAAAUCAGGGCAGCCGUGACUGAAGUAAAAAAAAGUCAUCCUGUUGUUGUUCGUCCUAAGAAGAAAGUUGAAAUAGAUACAGAAUGGAUACAGAGCACGAUUAAGGUGCAUGCCCAUGAUGGAAAAUUAAUUCUCUAUCCCAGUGAGACUGUCUUCCAAGUUCUCCUUCCUGAUGGAUCAGGCCAGAUACAGUAUCCACUGAAGCCCAGGAACAUUCACACUGACUCAUAUGGCACCUCAAAAGUCUGUGGUUCAGGGCUGGGGCGUGGGUUUUCCCAAGGCCCGCAUCCUCUAUGGGGCUGCUUGUGCCUUAACUGUCUUCCAGCUACCCGUCAGGAAGGCUGGCUAUGCUCAUCCUCAGCACAAAAGAUAGAGAGUACACAUACAUCAUUCUGGAAGACAGUGAAGAAAGAUGUGUCCGGGCCCUUACCAACAACUGUGGCCAUGCCACCUUCUAUGAUGAAAAUGGAGAAAUCUGGCAAACACCAGAAGGCCUGGAACUGGUGGAAUCUAACUCUUCAUGUCCACGCACCUCCUGUCCAGUCCAUCUCCUUGAAAAUCAACCAGUACAUCAAAGUACAAAUAAGGAGCCAGGAUAAGAUCGCCUUCUGCUUCCGACACCAAAAGAAACACGUGUGCUUAAACCUGGGCACCAAGUACAAGUUCAUAAUGCCAGAGGUGCUGAGUGCAAUGAGGCAGAAAGCCAUCCUGGAGGUAGAAUGUGGUUCAACUGCUCGGAAGAUACAGGUCCUCCUGGGGAAAAUGAGUAGGAUCCUCAACUUCCUGACCAUCCCUGAUUUGGAAAAAUUGAUAGAGGACGCCCAGAUUGUGCCAGUACAGCGCCUGGAACUGAAAAACAACCCUCACCUCCCAGAGUAAAGCAGUCACCAAACUGGGCUUCUCCAGCAACCGCUGAACCUCUCAGGAAACAGGAGCACCAAGGAAAACCCCAAAGCCCUAUUUAUAUCUUUUGAGUAUUGAUUUGUAAUUUGGACCUAUCACAGCUCCUUGGUUUGAGAAAACAAUCUGUGGCUGGCCGCAGAAAAAAACAUAAUCAGCCCUGACCUGAGAGCUCCGGAAGUAAGCCGCUUCAGGAGGCAGCAAUACAUGUCAACACCUGU